CGCCAGUCACCGACUGUGGGCCAGACACAAAAGCUUCCGCCCUCUCGGCAACUCACAACCAGGGGAGUGCCUCCUCCUCUCCACCCUGGCACAUGGCUACUCUCCUCCCCCCCCCCUCCCUUCCCGUCCCUCCCCGAAGCACCUUUGCCGCCCCGGGCCCCACUCCCUCACAUCCCCGCUCCUUGGCCCAUCGAUCACCAGCACGCGCGUUGACUCUUCGCUCUCGAGCCCUGUCUCUGGACUUGGCACAUCUACCGACGUAUGCCCCCCUGUCCGGUCGGCCCACGCACCUGGGCUGCCUUGCUCCUGGUCCUGGCGGGCCUGCUGGCUGCCGGGCUGGCCGAGGCCCCUCCUGCUGGUGUGCACUCUCGGGCUGUGGUUUGUCCUGGAGAUGAUCCGAGUGGUGCCUGCGUUGAGGUGCUCCUGACACCGAUGGCCGAGCCUGCCGCCUGCCGUGUGGUCCCGGCGCGUGGGCAUGCCCCCUCGGCUGCCAGCUGGCCCGGCAUCAUGAGGACCCACGAUCAGGCUUGCGCUACCCUUCGAUCGAUGGUCGGACGGGCGGUCGAGCGAGCCGCCCUUCCCCCGCCUGGGCGGCGGGCCCGGUCUCGGCGUCUCCCGGGGCUCGGCCAAGUUGAAGUGGCUCCCGCCGACUCCGACCAGUCAGGUCUCCCUGCCACCUUCGGGGUGGCCAUCGACUCGGAUUCGACCGCAGCCGAGGUCCUUCGAGUGCUAACUACUCCCAACGUGCCGGACUCCGGCCCGACUCCCUCGCCACCCCUCGAUGAGGAAGUGGAAGGCCCGGAAGAGGGCACGGACCCGACGCCCCCCCAUCAGCAACACCCGUCGGCCGGGCGCUCGUCUACUCGCCUGUUCCUGCGGACCCUCUCCUUCAAUGUGGACAGCGCAUCCACCCGCGGGCCCCCUUGGACGGAGCGCAUGCCCAUCCUUGUCAGUGCCAUCACUUCCCGGAAUCCGGAUGUGGUGGCUCUGCAAGAUCUGGCCACCGAGCACCUGGAUCUGCUCCUUUCGGCCCUCGGCGAGCAGUAUGCCCUGGCCCCGCAGACGGUGGCCGACCUGCGCCUGGGCAUCGCCCUGCACAAUCCGAUCCUCUUCCGCCGGACACGCUUCCUCCCCCUGCAAUCUGGCACCUUUUCCCUGUGUAAGACGCCCUCCCUCCCGGGGUGCAUGUCAUUCGGCAACACCGCGCCGCGAUCCGUCUCCUGGGUCCUUCUCCAUGACAAGUCCUCCCGGCGCUCCUUCUACCACUUCAACACCCGGCUGGAUCCCAAUGCCCCGGCGGCUUUGACCGAAAGCACGUUGCAAAUGGUUUUGAGCAUCUCCAACUACAAUCCCCACGGCAUCCCGGUGGUGGCCACCGGUGACAUGGCUGCCCAGUCGGAAGACGACUUCCAUGUGCAUCUCCUGCGGGCCAGCGGCUUCAUGGACAGCUUCCGCCUUCUUCCGGGCAACCAGCAUGCCGGUGAUACGUAUCACGACUUCACCGGGGUGGCCACCGAGCGGCCGGACUUCCUCUUUCUCCAUGGGUCUCCGCUGGCCACAGCUGGCUUGGCGGUCAGCGAGGCGUCCCUCAUUCGGGACAACCGUCAAGGCACCGGGUCCCAGCACAUCUACCCUUCUUCGCACUUUGGCCUCCUGGCGGCAAUGUCCUGGGACUUCCCCGGGCCGUCUCCUCUGGCUUUGACCUCGUGGAUCGGCUGGCUUGGCCUGGCGCUGCUGAUUGUUUGCAUUGGUGUGGUUCUGCCCCUGCUGGUGGUGGCUUUGGUGCGGUUGCAUCGCCUUGGUCAGCUCCCCUUCGCCUGGCUGCGUCUCGAGUCGACGGAGGCCGUAGGCAAGGAUGCAAAUGCCGACAAGGAGGCCGCCAUCCUCAAGGAGGACCCCUCUUCCGAUCCGGCGCCUUCCUCCAUGUCUCUGGACUCUCAGGCCAGCUGGUCGCCCUGAUGCUGCUGGAAAUAAAUGCCCUGUCCUUGGUGAAGA
Fonticula alba is the source of this 1995-nucleotide messenger RNA. RefSeq lists its product as hypothetical. NCBI's taxonomy places the organism in Eukaryota, Rotosphaerida, Fonticulaceae. Bases 262 to 1959 code for a protein of 565 amino acids. The transcript is spliced from 2 exons. The record is from RefSeq and is a predicted model, not a curated record.